GGUAAUUCUUGUAGUAUUAUGGUAAACAAUAUGUGUCUCCGUGUUUUAUCCCCUGAUCUAUAUUUGCCUUAUGAAUCGGGCCUUCAUUUAUAUGGAUCUUACAAUGGAAUCCUCUGCAUUUCAAAAGCAUCCCGUGACCCUGUCUAUUUGUGUAAUCCAACCAUUCGGGAACACCUGAGACUUCCUGAUUCGAAUUGCUGGAAUAUGAAUGGCUGCUGGGAUAAUAGUGUGUUGGGUUUUGGGUUGGAUGAGUUAGCUAACGAUUACAAAGUCUUGAGGAUGGGGUGUUUGGCUAUAAAAACUUAUGUCAGUCUUUAUAUGUUGAAAUUUAUAGACUCAGUUCCAACCGUUGGACUAAGCUUGAUUUCGAAUUGAAGGGUUUUACUAGCCCUGGAAUAUAUUGGGAGAAAUGUUUGAUACGCAAACUUGCCCCUGCUGGAGGAGUGUUUGUGAAUGGUUCUUGUUAUUGGUCAGGGGAAAUUGAGGACACAAGUAUUCUUGUGAUUCUUAAGUUUGACUUCUCAACUGAAACCUUUAGCCUGAUAAAUGGUCCAUACACGAACACAGAACCGCAGACAUCUAUUUAUACUACAACUCCAUUCCGUCUUGGGGGAUAACCUUGCUUUGAUCAUCAAGUGUGUGCAUGAUAUAUAUGGUUGAAGUCUGGGUGAUGAUGGUGCAGGAAGAAGAAGAAGAAGAAGAUGGGAAGCAAUCAUUCUCAUGGUCUAAGAAAGAUUCCUUUCAGAUGUCACUUCCCAACAUAUUGACUUGUUGGAACCAUGAUCGGAUACUCUUAAGGACCUAUACUGGCACAGUAAUUCAAUGCCACUUCCUCGCCAACAAAUUUUAUGAAAUCAUGGAUUGGCGUUUCCCAAUUUCGUGCAAAGAUGAGGUGUCUGCUGUGGUUUUCCAACAAACGCUAGUUUCCCUUCGACAUAAAGUAGGAGGAGCGGAAUCGGAAGUGGGUUACCAUCAUCACCUACACUUUCUUUCCCCUCCCUUCUUGUGGGAGUUUUCGUCUUCCUGUCAGAGUUUGUACUGAGUUUUUUUUCGUACGUGUAUGUUUGUUUUCUUAGACGUAGCUGAGAUUCAAGCAAAAGAGACCGGCGAUAAUCUAGCCUACAAAGGAAGAAACUAGUCAUUUUUAUUUCCAUUUGACACUAAAAGUUUUUUUUUUUUUUU
Molecule: messenger RNA, 1182 nt
Organism: Oldenlandia corymbosa var. corymbosa
Lineage: Eukaryota; Viridiplantae; Streptophyta; Magnoliopsida; Gentianales; Rubiaceae
Source: the annotation of a GenBank genome assembly